Molecule: messenger RNA, 1147 nt
Organism: Sesamum indicum (sesame)
Lineage: Eukaryota; Viridiplantae; Streptophyta; Magnoliopsida; Lamiales; Pedaliaceae
Molecular function (GO): S-adenosylmethionine-dependent methyltransferase activity
Source: RefSeq, a predicted model, not a curated record
CCUAUAUACACAUCUAUUCCAAGACUCUCCCCAAACACACACUGUUCACUUCUGCACUUUGCAUUUAGCCCUCCCUUCUCUCUCUCUCUCUCUCUCACACACACACACACACACACUAAACACAAAGAAAACUCAGUCGUUUACUCAGAAGAAAAACACAUCCAUUCAUGCAGACAUGAAAACGGAUCUUCAAAAACUACCCUUCAUCCUCAAACCUUUCAUCCUCUCCAUCUUCCUCUCCCUACCCUUCUUAGCCUUUCUCUCCCUCCAAACCACACGUCCAGCUCUCCACAAAACCACCACAACCACACCCGAAAACCUCCCUUCAGAUCUCAAGAUCCGACCCGGCUACUCCUCCUACGAUGAAUACCUCCAACGCCAGCUCAACAAGACCCUCAACCCCAAACUCCGACAAAUAUGGACCACCCGCGACUGGACCCGAAAGGUCAAGGUCUUCUCCCAGUUUUUCGAGAGUCUGAAGCAGAGACAACUCUUGUUUAACGGGUCAAAAUCUCUAUGCAUUGGCGCUCGGGUGGGGCAAGAAGUAGCUGCCCUGAAACGGGUGGGAGUCCAUGACUCCGUGGGAAUCGAUCUAGUGCCCUAUCCUCCACUUGUCCUGAAGGGCGACUUCCAUCAUCAGCCGUUCAAUGAUGAGACCUUUGAUUUCGAGUUCUCAAACGUGUUUGACCACGCGCUUUAUCCAUGGAAAUUCGUGGGGGAGAUCGAACGGACGUUGAAGCGGGGAGGGGUUUGCGUGUUACACGUGUUGCUAUCUCGACGGGCGGAUAAGUACUCGGCCAAUGAUCUGUACAGUGUGAAGCCAUUACAGGAACUGUUCAAGAACUCGGAGCUGGUUGAGGUAACAAGUAUUGAUGGAUUUGGGCUGGACACUGAGGUUGUCUUUAGGAAAAAAAAUUAAUUAAAAUUAAAAAUAUAUAUAUAUAUAUAUUUUCUGUUAUUUGAUGAUCACAAAGAAUUCAUAGAAGGGUAUUCUUGAAAUUUGACACUCAUUAUUCUUUGAUUUAAUUUUAAUAUUUUCAAGAUUAUUGUAUCCAAGGUUUCAAAUAUAUGUUUGUACAACUAUAUUGGUUCUUCUUUCAACUUUGAUUUAUUUCUUGCUUUUAAAUGGAGUCGAGCUUGACUGUAC